AAGUAUAGUGAGAGUGAAUUGUGAUUAUUGUGAAUCAUUUCUUUUCGAUUUACAAUGAUUAAUUAGCAAAGAUUGUUUAUCCAAAUUAAGCAAGAGAUUUUAUAGACCGAUCUAGCUAAUAGACUGGAUUUCGGAGCUGAAAAGUGGCAGUUAUCCAGGAGUAAGCCAAAUAUAGUGAAACCAAGAUGACUUUAGCAGAAUUCUUCAGCUGUUCACUGCUGGCCUUCGGAGCGCCGGUUAUCAUGUUCGCUCUGACGAUAGCUCAUGACCCAGUCCGCAUCAUCAUCAUGAUAGCGGCUGCGUUUGGCUGGCUACUAGCAUUUCUACUCUCAUCCCUGGUUUGGUUUGCUGUUGUGCCUUUGAGGUCCUAUUUAGCAUUUGGGAUGGUAUUUGCUAUCAUAUUUCAGGAACUAUUUAGAUAUGGGAUGUAUCUUCUUCUACGUAACACUGAAGCUGGAUUAAAAGAGAUCUCAGAAAACCAUGAUAUUGGCAGCAACAAGAUGGAGAUGGCUUACGUUUCUGGACUUGGGUUUGGAGCUAUGAGCGGUGCAUUUGCACUCAUCAAUGUGCUUGCUGACUCGGUUGGACCUGGAUCUUUAGGCUUACAGUCUGGUACAGAAUACUUCUUUGUCAGUAGUGCAGCGAUGACCCUUUGCAUGAUACUGCUCAACACCUUUUGGAGUAUCAUUUUCUUCAGUGGUCUAGAUGAAAGGAACUCAUUAAAAAUCACUUGGGUUAUUGGUUCACACUUCUUUGUCUCUGGUCUUAGUCUUUUGAACCGCAAAGAAGUUUAUGUGGCCACAAUAGUACCGAGUUACAUUGUGCUUGUAGCAACUGCCGUUAUUGCGUUUAAAUCUGCUGGCGGGACAUGUAAAAGUUUAUAUCAAAGUUUCUCUACUAGGUCAUCAUAGGUCUAAGUAAGGUAGUGUAAUAAGUAUAAAAUAAUGAAUAAGGGUAAAUGACAGCCUUCUAGAUAGCAUUGCUUGUUUGUUGCUGAAUGGCAACUUGUCACUAUUUGAUACAUUAGUUAAAUUAUACACUCUUGCAGUUUUUAUCAUUUAAGUUCAGACAAACCCUGUCCAGUAUGAUUACUUUGUUAUUAGGUACAAUGUAUGUUAACUUCAGAAACCAUUCAAACUAUGUACACACCUACCUAAUUAUACAUAAGUUUCAGCAUGAAUUAGAAAUGUUUGUAGGUGCAACACAUUUGCUCAACUAAUGAAUACUUAUUAUGAACUAAAAGUUUGUUAAAACAGUACUGUAAUUAAUUAAUUUCAUAAAUUGGUUAUAGUUUGAGAGUAAGUGAGUGUAACAGCAGAUCGAGAUUGUAUUAAAUAAUCAUAUUAAUAUUAUUAUAGUCUGAGAUUAACCAGUAACUGUACUUUAUUUAUUUUAAUUUAAACGUAAGCAUUCCCUAGACUUAACUAUUAUUUUUAGAACUUUAACAACUUUUUUGUUUCAUCUUUUAUGUAAAUAAAACACGGCAGCAA
Plutella xylostella (diamondback moth) is the source of this 1490-nucleotide messenger RNA. It is a transcript of the gene aph-1, whose product is annotated as gamma-secretase subunit Aph-1. NCBI's taxonomy places the organism in Eukaryota, Metazoa, Arthropoda, Insecta, Lepidoptera, Plutellidae. The record is from RefSeq and is a predicted model, not a curated record. Gene Ontology annotation, biological process: protein processing; positive regulation of catalytic activity. Gene Ontology annotation, cellular component: membrane.